AUGGCUGAUCAGGACAACAGUCACUAUGACUUGCUUGACGAUGUCGACGACGAGCGAUCCAUCAUCUCGUCUGCACGUCUGCACGUCAACGGUCCAAUCGAUCCCCCUGAUCCCUCGCCGUGCCCGAGGAGCGCAGCCGCCGGCAGCGUCGCCAUGGUCGUGUGA
Metarhizium album ARSEF 1941 is the source of this 165-nucleotide messenger RNA. RefSeq lists its product as uncharacterized. The transcript has 2 exons. The record is from RefSeq and is a predicted model, not a curated record. NCBI's taxonomy places the organism in Eukaryota, Fungi, Ascomycota, Sordariomycetes, Hypocreales, Clavicipitaceae. Bases 1 to 165 code for a protein of 54 amino acids.